Molecule: messenger RNA, 2681 nt
Organism: Cololabis saira (Pacific saury)
Lineage: Eukaryota; Metazoa; Chordata; Actinopteri; Beloniformes; Belonidae
Gene: odc1
Product: ornithine decarboxylase 1
Exons: 11
Coding region: 325-1710 (461 amino acids)
Cellular component (GO): cytoplasm
Molecular function (GO): ornithine decarboxylase activity
Source: RefSeq, a predicted model, not a curated record
GACGGCCCCUCUAUAAAUACCGCGCAGCCCCUUCGCCGGCUUCCAGUCAGCAGUCAGCUCAACGAGGAGCGGCCACUUCACACCACUGGACCCGUUACUUUCUCAUCCAAGUCUUUAGUCUAAUGGACACACUCUUCAUAAAUGCUUUUUAAGAAACCUCAGUCUAGGAAAAAGCACUACAGCCGCUCAACGGGCCUUGAGUCCUAUUUAAAGGGGGUUAACUUCACCGGUGAGCCACCUUGGCUUCUCUACAACUGAGAAACAGCAACUCUUAAUUCCAUCUCUUUAGUAUCCAAUUUACAAGUGACGAAAAGAACCGUGAUCAUGAACACUGCUGCACUCAAAGACAUGGAGUUCUCUUUCCUCGAGGAGGGUUUCUCUGCUCGGGAUAUUGUCGAGCAGAAGAUCAACGAGUCAUCCCUGACUGACGACAGGGAUGCUUUCUACGUGUGUGAUCUGGGGGACGUGCUGAAGAAGCACCUUCGCUGGGCGAGGGCUCUGCCUCGCGUCACUCCUUUCUACGCCGUCAAGUGCAACGACAGCCAAGCUGUGAUCAUGACCCUGGCGUCUCUUGGAACGGGCUUCGACUGUGCAAGCAAGACGGAGAUCCAGCUGGUCCAGUCUCUGGGAGUGGAUCCAAGCAGAAUUAUCUACGCCAACCCCUGCAAGCAGGUCUCUCAGAUAAAGUAUGCCUCUGCACAUGGGGUCCAGAUGAUGACCUUUGAUAGUGAAGUGGAACUCAAUAAAGUGGCCCGUUGCCAUGACAAUGCCAAACUGGUGUUGCGUAUCGCCACUGACGACUCGAAGGCCGUGUGCCGCUUGAGUGUGAAGUUUGGAGCUCCGUUAAAGUCCUGUCGAGGUCUCCUGGAGCGCGCCAAGGAGCUGGGGCUGGAUGUGAUCGGCGUCAGCUUCCACGUGGGCAGCGGCUGCACCGACGCAGACACCUACACCAAGGCCAUCGCAGACGCUCGCUGCGUCUUCGACAUGGGGGAGGAGCUCGGCUUCAGCAUGGAUCUCCUCGACAUCGGCGGUGGUUUUCCUGGUUCAGAAGACACCGAACUUAAAUUUGAAGAGAUCACAGCAGUAAUUAACCCCGCCCUCGACAAGUAUUUUCCUGUUGACGCCGGCGUGAAGAUCAUCGCUGAGCCCGGCCGCUUCUACGUGGCGUCUGCCUACACUCUGGUGGUGAACAUCAUUGCCAAGAAGGUCGUCAUGGAUGACGACGACUCCGUUUCUGACGAGGAAGAUGAAGGGACCAGCGACCGGACGCUAAUGUAUUACGUAAACGACGGGGUGUACGGAUCCUUCAACUGCAUUCUCUACGACCACGCUCACUGUUUCCCGGUGCUGCACAAGAAACCGAAGCCGGACGAGGUCAUGUACCCCUGCAGUAUCUGGGGCCCCACUUGUGACGGCCUGGACCGGAUCGUGGAGCAGUGUUUCCUGCCGGACAUGCAGGUGGGAGACUGGCUGGUGUUUGAGAACAUGGGUGCGUACACGGUAGCUGCAUCCUCCACCUUCAACGGCUUCCAGAGACCAGACAUCUUCUACGUCAUGUCCCGACCUGCCUGGCAAACUGUGCAGCAGGUCUUCUCCCAGGGCCUGUCCACUCCUUCAGAGGAGGCUUCCCUCUUGGAACUGCCGGCGUUCUGCGGCCGAGAGAGCAGCUUGGACAUGCCCUCCAACGCCUGCCACGCCCACAUGGUUUAAACAUUCUCCAGACUGAAGCUGCUUCGUUCAGCAGAUCUCCCAUCUUUUUCUUAAUUACUCAGUCUGCUUUUGUUUUCUCUUUUUUUUUUUUUCAUUUUCCCAAUGUCCGUGACCUUUUUCAACGAUAAUUACUUGACAGGAGAAUGAGAGGGAUGAGUUGCAGCAAGCUCUUCUGUGUUCUCUAUGGAAGCCGGGGAUCAGAGCUCUAAAGAAACGAGGUUAAAUCACCUUCCGUCUCUCUGGGUUGCAGGAACAGAGUUAUAAUCUGUACUUGAAACGCUGUCACGGCCUCCUGCCUUCACAACGGGGAGAAGAGCCACUAUCAUUAACUGGCUCAAUAUAGAAAAAUGAUAAAGGGCUUAAAGGGUUAACUGCUUCACUCAAGUUUUCCCGUCACACUAAGACUCACGACUACUGCGGUCCAGAAGUCUGUCGCCACGAUUACGGUGGAGACUAAAAUAAAGGCCUUGAUCCCGACUGAAGUCACGUCCCUCUCAACUCAGAGGUGGUUGGAGAUCCGAUUUAACUCCUCGACCGGCUGCUAUGUUCAUAUUUAUCUUUUCCCUGAUCUCCCCUUCAGUAAAGAACCUGGCUGGUGUUAAUCCUCAAGAUGUUAACAAGCAACACAAUUUAGUUUUUGUGAUUGUCGGUACACGACCGGCUCGUCACAACUGUUCUAGGUUCUCUGAAUGAGCCGAAAACGGACAAAUCUCAAGGAUUAACACCUAAAACACAGGGACUCAAAAAGCAGACUGCACUUCUCCUCUUCUCCUUAUUUCCUUUUUAAUGUAACUUUUAGAAUGAGAAGUUCUGUUUGUAAUAUUAACAAGACACGGGCGCAAUUUUAUGAUGCAUUUAAAGUGGAUAUUAAAGAGACGGGAUUGCACAUUCGUAUCGCUUUCCUAUGGAAACUUUCAUGUUUUGUAUGUUUGUCUUUUUUUGUACUAAAUAAAGCAUUAGGUAAAUAGCCA